This is a messenger RNA of Caenorhabditis angaria, 445 nucleotides long. The record is from the annotation of a GenBank genome assembly. NCBI's taxonomy places the organism in Eukaryota, Metazoa, Nematoda, Chromadorea, Rhabditida, Rhabditidae.
AUGUUCGAAUUGAUCGUCAUAUUCUUCUUCGUGCUCAUAUUUAUUAUGAUGGUAAGAUUUCCAUAUUAAAUAUUUUUGUACACUCAAUAAAGCUGUUUUUUCAGUUAAAUUCAUCAAGCGCAUCUGAUGUUUAUUGUAACCGCACCUUUUUUGAUCAAGGAGAAAGUUUUGAAUUCGAUUCAUGGUGUUAGUGAGGCUUGAUUCAAAUUCGAGCGUGGAGAUUUGACAGAAAGAGAAGUGGCCAGAUUCAUCAAGUAUUGGAAGUAGAAAAAGUUGACGAUGAAUUUUAUCGACUUGCAAUUGAAGAGAAUAAAAACCCCAUUUUCGAAAAUGCGGAUAAUGUCAGAAUUCAAUUUCAAUAUGCACACAAGAAAGUGAGUAUAAUCAUAUAUUUUAAAGAAAAAAGAACAAUUGUUGAAUUGAAUUAUAUUUUCAGAGUCUUUAA